Messenger RNA from Papilio xuthus (Asian swallowtail), 3648 nucleotides. It is a transcript of the gene Rat1, whose product is annotated as 5'-3' exoribonuclease 2 Rat1. Gene Ontology annotation, molecular function: 5'-3' RNA exonuclease activity; RNA binding. Gene Ontology annotation, cellular component: nucleus. Gene Ontology annotation, biological process: nuclear-transcribed mRNA catabolic process. The record is from RefSeq and is a predicted model, not a curated record. Lineage: Eukaryota; Metazoa; Arthropoda; Insecta; Lepidoptera; Papilionidae. Bases 133 to 3024 code for a protein of 963 amino acids. The transcript is spliced from 17 exons.
GGGCUACUCUAUGAAAACAAUGGCAACUUUCAACUUCAAUGAUUUGUUUGUGUUGAAUACGUGACAAAACAGCUUCCCACAAAAAUUAAAAUAGUAAAGUUAAAUUAAGAGUGUAACAAAACACUUAUCAAAAUGGGAGUACCAGCGUUUUUCCGCUGGCUCAGUCGAAAAUACUCAAGCGUAAUAGUGGAAUGCAUUGAAGAAAGGCCAACCGAUGUCGAUGGUGAAUUAAUACACAUAGAUUCAUCUCUGCCAAAUCCAAAUGGAGUAGAGUUUGAUAACUUGUAUUUGGAUAUGAACGGCAUCAUCCACCCGUGUACACAUCCGGAAGAUAAACCCGCGCCUAAAGAUGAGGAUGAGAUGAUGGUGGCUAUUUUUGAGUGCAUCGAUCGUUUAUUUCGUAUUGUAAGGCCCAGGAAACUGUUGUACAUGGCAAUUGAUGGAGUGGCCCCAAGAGCUAAGAUGAACCAGCAAAGAUCAAGACGAUUCAGGGCGUCUAAGGAGAUUCAGGAGAAAAUAGAGGAGGUUGCACGAGUUCGGUCAGAGCUCCUGGCCAAAGGAGCAUACUUGCCUCCGGAGAAGCCUAAAGAGGCACACUUUGACUCAAAUUGUAUCACUCCUGGUACACCAUUUAUGGACAGACUAAGCAAGUGCUUACAUUAUUACAUACAUGACAGAUUAAACAAUGACCCUGGUUGGAAGAGUAUUAAGGUGAUCCUGUCGGAUGCCAAUGUUCCAGGAGAAGGAGAGCAUAAGAUCAUGGAUUAUAUUAGGCGGCAGAGGGCUCAACCCGACCAUGAUCCCAAUACACAACAUGUGUUAUGUGGUGCCGAUGCUGAUCUUAUAAUGUUGGGACUGGCAACACAUGAGCCCAACUUCACGAUCAUAAGAGAAGAGUUCAAGCCUAACAAACCUCGCCCUUGUGAUGUCUGUGGACAGCUUGGACACGAGAUGAAGGAGUGUACUGGUACUACGCCGGAUGCAUCAGUGGUUCGUUCAGAUCCAGCAUUUGGGGCCCAAGAUAACUUCAUCUUUGUUAGGUUGAGUGUGCUGCGGGAGUAUUUAGAAAAGGAACUCCAAAUGCCAAACCUACCAUUUCCAUACGAUUUUGAGCGGGCUUUGGAUGAUUGGGUGUUCAUGUGCUUCUUCGUGGGUAAUGACUUCCUGCCGCAUUUACCCAGUCUGGAGAUACGAGAGGGUGCGGUGGAUCGAUUAGUCAACUUGUAUAAGAAGUGCGUUUAUAAGACUAAAGGCUGGGUGACGGACAGUGGUGACGUGAACCUGGAGCGCGUGCAGGUGAUAAUGGAUGAGCUGGGUCGCGUGGAGGACGAGAUCUUCAAGCGGCGGCAUAACAACGAGCUGGUGUUCCGCGCGCGGGACAAGGCCCGCAAGAAGCAGCAGCAGGUUAACUUCAAGCUGCUCGAGAAGACUCAGUUCGCGCCCAUGUCUGUUAGUGCUGCUGCUAGGCCGGUGCAGAACGCGCGCCAGGAGGCUGCCAAUAUCCGUAUCGCCGGCAUGAAUGCUACUGCUGAGGAUGAUGGUUCGGAGCGUCGCGGACGCAAGCGAUCUGCGGCAGAGGCGGAAGGUGGUGAGGACUCAGAGGGCGUGGAGGACGAGGACAAGCACGAUGAGGUUCGCCUGUGGGAGGACGGCUUCAAGGAACGCUACUACGAGAGCAAGUUCGAAGUAUCCAGGGAUAACAUGGAGUUCAGAUACCGUGUGGCGCUGCAGUACGUGCGCGGGCUGUGCUGGGUGCUGCGUUACUACUACCAGGGCUGCGCGAGCUGGAAGUGGUACUUCCCCUACCAUUACGCGCCCUUCGCCUCAGACUUCGUCAACAUAUGCGGACUCUCCACUAAGUUUGAAAAGGGCACGCAACCGUUCCGUCCCCUGGAGCAGCUGAUGGGCGUGUUCCCCGCUGCUAGCUCCUCCCACGUGCCGCAGCCCUGGGCCAAACUCAUGAGCGACCCUUUUUCGCCUAUAAUAGACUUCUAUCCAACGGACUUCAAGAUAGACUUGAACGGCAAGAAGUUUGCAUGGCAGGGUGUCGCGCUGCUGCCCUUUGUGGAUGAGAAUCGGCUCUUCAAGGCACUCGAGCCAUACUACAAGGAACUCUCGCAGGCUGAAAUCCAGCGCAAUAUCCGCGGACACGACCGGCUGUAUGUGUCCCCCGCACACCCGAGCUACGGCGUGCUGGUGGCGCUCUACGAGGCGGGGGGUGCGGGGGGUCGGCCGCGCCCGCCGCACCCCCCGCGCGCUCAGGACGACACCCGCCACCCCUACUGCAGCCAGGGGGUGCGCGGUGACGUCUUACUCAGCAGCGACAAUGUCACCGUUGGCGGUCAGCUGCCGUCCCCAGUGGUGGGUCUGUCUCCAGUACUGGGUAACCGCGUGGUGUGUGUGAGGUUCGAAGACCCGCAGUACCCCGACGAUUUCAUCUUCCCCGCGCGCCGUCUGAAGGGCGCCACCGAGCCCCCCAGAAUCCUCAAACCUGGAGACCUCAGCGAUCAGCAGAACAGGAACUGGAGACCGCAGAUUGGUAUGGUGAGAUCGCAUACAGUGGCUAACCUCGAGAUGGCAGGUCACAGGAUGCUGGGGCACCAGUUGCAGCGCGACCGCAACUACGCCUCCGUGCCUCCGCCACAGCAUCAACACCACCAGCACCAACAAGCCCAGGGUUACUCACAGCAUCAACGAUCUCAUUCCUUCGGGCCACAGCGCAGUGGGUACACGCCAAACUACCAAGGUCAAAACCGUGGCUAUCAACACGGACAGGGUUACAGACAACAGAAUUACCAGGGUAACAAUUACCAAGGCAACAGUUACCAGGGCAACAGUCACCAUGGUAACCAAGGUAGUCAGGGUUACUCUAGUAACCAGGGUUACAGCUCGCAGGGUUAUCAAUCAAAUGGAAGAGGUUAUAGUCAAGGACAGGGUGGACAGAAGUAUUCCAGAGGGCCGAACUCUGAGCGUCGGCCUACAGGACACAAUAGCCGGCAAGGACAAGGAUCAACAUGGCGUUGAAAUACGAAGUAACUAAUCAACUUAAUGUAAAUAAAGGGACAAAUCAUUUUUCAUACAAAUAAAGAAACAUAGAUGUAGGUUUUUAAAUACCAUUUUGGUAUUCACAAAUUUUGUUUCAACAUUUACUGCUUGUUUGCACUUAGCCGCGCGUCUGUCGUUUAACAGUCGCAGUGGAAAUGGAAUUUAUUAUUUCAAAUAACGUCCGCGCGUGAACAAACAGUUUUUGUAUAAGUUUGUAUAUAUGAAUAUGUAUUUGUUUCUAAAUGAAAAGAUUAGAAUUAUUUGGUGAAUUAGAUUAAGUUUUUAAUUCAUUUAAUUUCACGUUUUUUUUUAUAUUUUUUUAGCAAUAUUUUACUUACAACUUUCACACAAACCUAAAUUAAACAUCCAAGGCAGUUGAAAAUAUGUUUUAAAUGAAUCGCCUUACUCGGUCUUCAAUGGCCACUAAGGGAGACCCUUAGUGUAGUACAAACCUACACUAAGAAGCCAUUUAAGUACCUUUAACGACUAAAAACGAUAGUAUAUCAGUAAUGUAGGAUUGAAAUUUACGAAAUUAAAUUUUUUAAACAGAUUUUAUUAUUUUAAAUGUAUUUCUUCAAUUAACCGUGGGUUUCUGAGAACAAA